Molecule: messenger RNA, 3105 nt
Organism: Poecilia reticulata (guppy)
Lineage: Eukaryota; Metazoa; Chordata; Actinopteri; Cyprinodontiformes; Poeciliidae
Source: RefSeq, a predicted model, not a curated record
AAUUGCACCGUAUUGAGCGCUGUGGGAUCAGAGUUUUACCGAUUUGUCCUGUGUUAGCCACUUGGGGACUUUUUAUGCUGUAGCUCGCUUUUAUCCGUAAUUUUUAUCACCAUGUCGGUGGCUUUUGCACCUCACAGACAGCGAAAGGGUGAUAUAACACCCGCUGGAAUACAAAAGUUACUUGAUGAAAACAACCAGCUGAUCCAGUGUAUAAUGGACUUCCAGAGUAAAGGCAAAACAGCCGAAUGUUCUCAUUAUCAACAGAUGCUGCACAGAAAUUUAGUGUAUCUGGCUACGAUAGCAGACUCCAAUCAAAACGUACAGUCUCUCCUCCCUGCUCCACCCACUCAAAACAUGCCCAUGGGCSCUGGUGGCAUGAACCAGAGCGGACCCUCUCCCCAGCCCCCUCACGGUCACAACAUGCCCUCUGAGGGGAUGGUGAGCGGUGGCCCUCCAGCUCCCCAUWUGCAGAACCAGAUGAAUGGACAGAUGCCUGGGCCUAAUCAUAUGCCCAUGCAAGGUCCUGGUCCGGGUCCCAACCAGCCUCCAAACAUGCCCAGCGGCUCCAUGAACAUUCCCCCCAGCAGCCAUGGCUCUAUGGGCGUUUACAAUCACGCGGUGCCCUCUUCGCAGGGCAUUCCAGCUCAGAGCCAGAUGAACAUGACCCAGGGUCAGCCUAUGGGAAGCUACGGGCCUCGACCAAACAUGAACAUGCAACCCAGUCAAGGCCCCAUGAUGCAUCAGCAGCCUCCAUCGCAGCAGUACAACAUGCCUCCUGGUGGCGGUGGACAACACUACCAAGGGCAACAGAAUCCAAUGGGCAUGAUGGGCCAGGUCAAUCAAGGGAACCAUGUCAUGGGACAGAGGCAGAUGCCACCCUACAGACCCCCGCAGCAAGGACCCCCCCAGCAGUACCCAGGGCAGGAAGACUACUAUGGGGACCAGUACAGUCACGCAGGACAGGGAGCCUCAGAAGGUAGCGCACAGUAUGGCCAGCAACAAGAAGCAUACCAGCAAGGCCCGCCACAACAGCAACCUUAUCCUCCGCAACAGCAGUAUCCAGGUCAACAAGGCUACCCACCACAGCAGCAGGGUUAUGGUCCCUCCCAGAGUGGCCCAGGACAGUAUCCCAACUACCCACAGGGUCAGGGACAGCAGUACGGGGGCUACCGUCCCCCUCARCCCGGACCGCCACAGGGCCAACAGCAGCGCCCGUACGGUUAUGACCAGGGGCACAUGAGGAAAUAAAGAAGCGGGGAUUUGAACCCCUGACUAGCUCUAUAAGAAGCAAAGGUAAUGGUUGCUGUGAAGACCUCAACGUUAAAUCUAGUCACUUGACCACUUAGACUUAAUUUACAUUUGUUAUGUUUCUUCUGCCUCUCCUCUAUCCCUUUCAGUCUUUCUUUGUAGUUUUCCCUCCCUUCUUUUUUUUUCUUUUUUUUUUUUACACUUAUUUAUUUAUUUUUAUCUACCAGGGGUCGAACUGUAAGUAAUGAGGUCUAAGAAAAAAACCAUACAUGGUCUGCAACCAAAGGCUGUGUCUUUAAUCGACUUUAAUUUGCAACAGUUAAUUGAUUAAACUGUGUUUAAAGGGGUGUAGCGGUACAUGUGACGGUCAUAAGCUGUUCAGUUAUUUUUUAUUGGUUAGUCGGGCCUUUUUUAAACUAUAAACCUCGGGCACAUGGGACAUUUUGUCAGUCGCAUAAGUUCCCUUCUUCAUACUUCAAUCCUUACUAGACCUUAUGCAACGUGUUACAUGAAGGUUAAGCUUCAGGCCCAAAUUAGGCCUUGUAUUACCAUGUGUUUCCGCUAAUUUAGAUAAAAAGUAGGCUUCUYUAAACAUGACUAUUUACAGACAGUAUUAAAAUCUGGCCUGAACUGAAAAUUCUCAGGGUACCAUAUYCUUCUGAAGUAAAAGUUAGAAUAUUUUUAUUGUUUUUGUGCAUUUUAUCAGACGUUGCAGCAGUUGUUGAAGUUCCUCUUGUAGUUUGUGUAAUGGUAAUGCUGUGGUAAUUAUACUGUAAAAAAAGAAAAAAAAACAGCAAAAUUUUUUAAGAGUUUUAAAUGAUUUUUUUUAACCAUUUAAAACUUUUUUUUUAAGUUCUGGAGAAAAAUGAAUAAUGUUCAUUCCAAACCAAUAAUAAUGUGUGCUGUUACACCCCUAACAUUAUAAUUUGUUAUGUCAAAAGUUUAAAUUCAUAGUUUCUAUUAAUACCAAACGCAUAUUUCGACCCCUGUUUAGGAAUGCAUUAAAUAGAACUGUUAAAGCAGAUUUUUCUCAUUUAAAAGUAGCCUCCUAUUUUUCAGAAGUAAUUUUUGUGCCCAAACUUGAUAUGUUAAGUUAGUUUAGUGCUUUUAAAUUGUGAAGUCAUGUUGCCACCUGCUGGUCAAUACCAGUCAGUGCAGAUACAUUAUUAAUCAUGYUUUAMAGAGUAACACUGCAACUUGAGAUGUUUCUUUGCACCGUGCUGAGAGUCGUUUAAAAGCUCAGUAACAUGCGUCUGUCGUAUUUCACUCUACAGGGCCAGUAUGGAAAUUACCAGCAAUGAGAAAUGGUCACAGUUUACCUACACAACUCCUCUCUGAUCUCUGAGUUUUGACCUCUGGUCAGCUGCUAAGCAGACAAUAAUGAUGGUUUCAGCUCAGAUCCUCCCGGACACAAACACGCUUAUGAAUACAAGAUAUGUUUUCCCCAUUUUUGGGCUUUUAUCMUCUCCAGCGAAAUGUAUCCCUGUUCAUCAUGCACAUGUCAAAGUCGGUGACCUUGCUCCAGUGUCUCAAAGCGGCAAUGCCUUAACAAAAAAAUAAAAUAAAAUACACAAACAAUGGAACUGCCUUAUCCUUUAGCAUUGCAGAGUGAGGAAUGUGGCAACAAAGAUUUUUGGACACCAAAACUCAAACGUCAAAUUUUCAAUGUGUUUGAGUGCAUCAGCUCCCUGCCCUUCAACUCUCCAAUCACAAGAAGCAAUAAAGUAGGGAUUUGCUAGGGGGUUUGAAGACGAAAAGAUGCACCAGGUGAAUUUCCAACUAGGCCAAUGGUACAUGUCUCAAUGUAUGUGAUAAUGUAAAAAAAAACAACAAAAAAACUGUUAUUUUGUGCUUUUU